AAAACCAUCUUGGCCUGCCUUCUUGUUCUUGCCAUUAGUGUGACAGUGUCCGACGCCGAUUGCUUCUUUCAGCCAUUGGAGGCAGAGGUGUCUGAUGGCAAGGCCGUAGGCUGCCAUGAUGGGAAUGGAGAGCUGCAUGAAUUUGGCUCCCACUGGAGGAAUGCAGACUGCUAUGACUGCUUCUGUUCUGGGGCGGGAAUCGAGUGCUGCUCGAGCUUUGUAAGACCAGUUAGCUACGAUGAAGAAAAGUGUGUAAGCAUUUUCAACAAGGACAUCUGCAUUUAUAAAGUAGUGGAGAAAGAUGAUCACUCAAAAGAAUGUCCAGUCAAGGAGUGGGUGGGCUAA
Molecule: messenger RNA, 345 nt
Organism: Pelecanus crispus (Dalmatian pelican)
Lineage: Eukaryota; Metazoa; Chordata; Aves; Pelecaniformes; Pelecanidae
Product: beta-microseminoprotein
Source: RefSeq, a predicted model, not a curated record